AUGUCCACACGAAAUCGACCCGGGAAAGCAAGACCGACUCCCAGUCGCCUUUCUGGCACGGCCAAUCCCUCCCCUAAUGCAGACGUGCUCCCACCGUACAAGAAGCCAUCGCACCCCCUCGACCAAGAAGCGAGUGCAGCUAUACGAACGUUGCGCGGACGGAAUCUGGAGGAAGUGAAGAAGCACAAUAAACAAGCAGUCUCAGCGAUCAUAGAAAGCGCUGCGGGUGUCAAUGAUAGACUACGCGAACAUGGCGAGUUCAUGGAACGGCGCAGACCCAAGUGGGAUGCGGGCAAAAACCUUGAAGAGAAGGAAGAGGUGGAGCGCGAGAUGCAGGAACUAAAAUCCCAGGUUGAAGGAGCCACUGUGAAACUGGAAGAGAGCAUGCGAGCUAUCAUUGACUCCGGGGUCGCGACAGAGCGAAUUGACGAAACGCUUGAAUGGCUGAGAACCAACGGGCCCCAACGACUGAAUGAAGAGUACCAGACGCAAAGAACACUGCGACGAACACAGCGAGAAUUGCAAAGCCAAGCAGCAAGUCAGCGACAGCGCACACAAAACGAGGAUGGCGAGGACGAGGAAAUGGACGUUGGACUUACACCUGGGCCUACACCUCUAGAUGGAUCGCGCAUAAAACUAACGGGCGCAAGUGAGCUGUUCCAAACCCGUAUGCAAAACCAAAAAGAUGCCUACACGUCGCUUAGCCUCGAAACACGGUAUGCUCGUAAUAACGACUACCGCGAGUUCAAGAAGAUGGUACACGAUGCCAAAUACGGUGAUGAGGGGCCUGCCCUCGGCCAUGAAAACACAUGGUUUACCGAGACUGGAUCACCUGCACCAGGCGUCACAGACGGCACUCAUCGGGGUGAUCUCGACGACGAUGAUGAUAUUAUCAUGGACAGGGCUACGAUAAGUACCAGAUGUCCGAUCACAUUCCAGAAUUUCAAAGACCCUGUUACGAGCACCAAAUGCCCGCACACGUUCGAGAAGGUCGCAAUCACAGAUAUGGUUAGGAGAGGUCCUCAUAGGGUCGGAACAGCCCCGGCCGUGGAAUGUCCGGUCAGUGGGUGUAGCCACAUACUCACCAAAGACGAUCUCCGGAGCGAUCCGAUCAUCAUUCGCAAAAUCAAGCGAAUGCAAGAACGCGAUGAAGCGCCAGAUGAUGGCGAGAAUUCGGACGAUGAAGUCCAAGCUCCAGUUCGGGAUGUCGACGAGCUGGAUAGUGAGUGA
Messenger RNA from Pyrenophora tritici-repentis Pt-1C-BFP, 1230 nucleotides. RefSeq names its product zf-Nse domain containing protein. Gene Ontology annotation, cellular component: Smc5-Smc6 complex; nucleus. Gene Ontology annotation, biological process: double-strand break repair via homologous recombination; protein sumoylation. Gene Ontology annotation, molecular function: SUMO ligase activity; zinc ion binding. NCBI's taxonomy places the organism in Eukaryota, Fungi, Ascomycota, Dothideomycetes, Pleosporales, Pleosporaceae. The record is from RefSeq and is a predicted model, not a curated record.